CUGCUGUACUGGAAGUUGUCUCUGCCUAUAGCAGGGGGGUUGGAACUAGGUGAUCUUUAAGGUCCCUUCAACACAAACCAUUAUAUGAAGUCUAAAAGCCAAAGCUGUUGUUUGCAUAAGGAACACCUGAGCACUCUCUUUUGCUUAAAGUUUACAUCAGUUGAAGAAGUGACAGGAUAAGUUUGUAGAAGAGGGGCCUUUUGAAUUUUGCUAAACCACAUAGAAAUUACUGGAAAUAACCCGAAAAUGGUGGGAGGCCAAGAGAUUGUUGAGAAGGGUGUAUCUUGCAUGCUGAUAUACCUUAGCACUGGUGUUGGUGGCUGAACUUGCAGAUGAAAGUGGUGACUGGUAUAAAAGUGACUGUUUAUCCUAUUUUUCAGUAAGAAUCUGAGAGAAAGUUACUCUGGGAAUAACAGGUUUGGAACAAGUGCCCUUGAGCAUCUUAAUCAAGUGAAAAAGCACUGAAGGAAAAAUGUUCAAAAAAAAAAGAAAUGCAAUGUCUAAUGGUUUUGUUUUCAUGCUGCCUUCCCAGGAAUCUCAUGAUCACGUUCUGUUGGAUAUUCUUGUCACUGGAGAGCAGAUGAAUCACUAUUGGGCUGCAGCUGAAACUGCUCAAAGUGAACUUGCAGCACUUUCAGUGAAGUAUGGUUGUGCCCAGUCAGAGCUUCUUAAACUCAGGUCCAGAAUGGUCUCUAAAGAAGCCUCUUUUCAAGAGCUGAAGUCUGAAGCUGAAAGCUACAAGGAAAACAAUGCUAGACAGAUGUCUCGCCUCCUGUCUUUGCAAGCCCGAAUUCAGGAGAUGGAAGAAGAAGUGUAUGUGCUUGCCAGUUCUAAAAACCAGUCUGAGCUGAAAGCUCAGGUGGCAUUAAAGGAAAACUUGGAGCUGAAGGAGGAGCUUCAUGAGCAAAAUGCCAAACUUAAUAAAUAUUUGAAAGAGUGUGAAGAAAGCAUGACUCAAACUUCUAAAAUCAGCAGAAAGUAUGAAGAGCUUCUUACAGAGCUUUCUGGAUUAUUGGACACAGACAUUAAAGAAAAAGAGAAACCACAGGAACAUUUAAUGUCAAAGGUCUCUGAAAUAUGUAAAGAAAAUCUGACCCUAAAAGACCAGGUUGCUUCUCUUCAAGAAGCUAUCAACAUCCAUGAGAUGGAGUCCAAAGCUAGUAGAGAAACUAUCAUGAGGCUUGCUUCAGAAGUGACUAAGGAACAGAAAAAGGCAGCAGUAUGCUAUCAAGACAUGGAAAAACUUAGUAAGGAUCUUGACAGUGCUAUAACAGGGAGACAGAGUUUGGAGAUGGAGAUCAGAAACCUCCAAGAUAAACUGACUGCUAACCAGAAAGCUUUAGAUGCCUCAAAGUGGGAAUUGCACAAUCUGAAGAAAUCUUCUAAUGAGCUGGAUGGAAUCUUGAAGAGCAGCAGAGAAGAGGCCAGGACUGCUCAGAGCUCUUUGAUGUCUUUUAAAGAGCAAAUUGCUACCCUACUCAGUGGUGGAUCUGCAGCAGUUAAACCUUCAGAGAAGUCCAUUUUGGAGAGGAUCCAAGAAAUAAAUUGCAAAGAGGAGAGCAAAGAAAUAGUGGUAUCUCAGCUUGAAACCCAAAUAGCUAAAUUGACUGAAGCUCUGGAAAAUCAAACCAGAUUGUACCAAGAAGCUAUGGAGCAGAGCCGGAAAGCUGAGAAACGUUCUGAGACUUUCCAGGAUCAACUGAAACACUUGGAAGAGGAAUUACUCUCUGUAGAUCUGAUGCAGGAUGGCUUGAAGCUUGAGAAACAAAAAUACCUGAAAUUUCUGGAACAACUUAAUGAGAAGAUGAAGCUGGAUAGCCUAGCAGCAGAAGUUGGAUUUGAUAUGAAUGUGGACACAAUUCUAGCCCGGGUAGAACAGUUAGUGAAACUGGAAGGUGAUGCAGUGAUUGAAAACAAGACUAUGGCGUAUAGCCUAAGAAGGAAGUUGAAGACUCAGAAAGAAAAACUUGAAAGCAAAGAGCUGCACAUGAACAUUCUGCGGCAGAAAAUAACCCAGUUGGAAGAGGAGAAGCAAGUAAGGACCGCCUUAGCUGUAGAGAGGGAUGAGGCCAAUCUCACUGUCAGAAAGUUACAUAAGAUGAUAGAGAAGUUACAGAAGCAGCUUGAUCUGGCAAGGGAAACGAACACUGAUCUCAAAGCCAAGCUCUCUGAAACCAAUGAACUUAAGCUGACAGAUUUCCGAGAGGUGGUCUCGCGGAUGCUGGGCCUCAACAUUGCCAGCCUGGCUCUUCCUGACUAUGAAAUCAUUACACGUCUCGAAGGGUUGAUUCACUCUCAUCAGCACCACUACUUCCCCUGUGUCUGCCUCAAAGAAAUGGCAAGGGCACCAGAGGAACACUCCCAAAGAAACAUACAGCUUCUUCACUGACACACACAAAUUUUGUUAGGAGACAGAACAAAGUAAAAUUUGCUUUGCCUCCCUACCUGCUAGAUAUGUGUAGAAAGCAGAUAUUUAUUUCUGUUCCCUAUGCUACAGACACUAAUUUGGGCUGAUUUUUAGUGUUUCGACAGGGAGACUUAGUUGAAUGGAUCAAGUAAACCCAGCAGCCUAGAGACAGCAAACAGAAAAUCCUUGGGCAGCAUAACACUGAAGUUAUAAAAAUGAUAGGUAGUAUGUGAACAAGUAUAGCCCUCCAGUUUCAUUGUAGAGGUGUUGAAGGCAUGGGACACUAGAGGUGGUCCGUUUUGGGAAGUGCUUGCUAAUAAAUGGCAGCUUCAGUGACAUUCCUUGUGCUUUAUCUUUGAGUGACAGGAAUGAAAUGAAGUGGGGGUUGUCCUGCUGCUGUUCUUUUUGCAAAAUGGGAUGUCUCUGCAUUUUUACUCAUAAGGGACUUCAUCUUCAAGACAGCUGGAAGCUAGACAGAGGACUAUCACCAUUUUGGAGCAAGAGUAUUUUGUUUUUAACUUUUUCUUCUGUUGUUUCCUUAGUCUGCUCUCAUGCCAAAACAAAAAAUUAUGUGUUUUCAGCAAAGGGUCUUUCACAGAGCCCAGUCAUGCACCUAGUGGAGAUACAUUUGGUAAAAUAGCAUGUUGUCCCUGGCCAUGAUGCCUUGAAAAGUUUUCUUCUGGCUGCUGUGUUCCUUGGGCAUUAAUCCAUACUCCAAAUAAGUGGCAGUUCUCCUGAGCUAAUGAAAAGUUAUUUUAGAAUGCUUACCUGCUACAGAAAAUAGCAGAAUUACUAAAGUCUUUAUUUUCAGAAAA
Molecule: messenger RNA, 3222 nt
Organism: Pezoporus flaviventris
Lineage: Eukaryota; Metazoa; Chordata; Aves; Psittaciformes; Psittacidae
Gene: CCDC170
Product: coiled-coil domain containing 170
Exons: 9
Coding region: 473-2389 (638 amino acids)
Source: RefSeq, a predicted model, not a curated record